AUGGUAAAUGCACAGCAAUAUUUAGAAGAAAAUUAUCCUGUAGCAAGUCGUAAUAAUAUUACUGAGUUGGAUCUAAGUAAUAAAAAUCUAGAAGGAAGUAUAAGAUUUAACAACAGUGGAUUUAAUAAUCUUCUUAAACUUAAUAUUUCUUUUAAUAUGAUAACUCAUAUUCAUUAUACAUUACCUUCUAUUCAACAAGUUGAUGUUUCUCAUAAUUUACUUAGUAAAUCUCAUUCGUAUGCUACUUCCACCUUACGAAAGUUUAACUGCUCAUUUAAUAAUAUAGUUGGUUAUACCCUUAAAGCUCCUAGUCUUACUCAUUUUGAUGGUAGUAAUAAUUUGUUAAGUACAUUAGUUAUUACAAGUCAUUUUAUUGAAGAAUUAAAUUGUUCAAAUAAUCCCAUAACUUCAGUACCUUUUAAUAUUACUUCUACACUUACUUCCUUUGAUUGUAUGGGAGUUCAAUUUAAUAAAAAGUCUACUACUUUAAGUUCCUUACCAUCCAGUGCCACAUAUAUUCCAACCAAUCCCACAAUUCCUACUUCCAAUGUAAUUAGUUCUACAUUUCCUAAUUCUUUUGACAAUCCUUAUUUGGUGAUAGGUCUUGGUAUUUUUUCAAUUUUAAAUAUUUUUGGAUGGACAACUUUAGGUAUAAUCUUUUUAUGUAAGCGCAAACGUGAAAAAGUGAUUCUAACACCUGGUAGUUCAUAA
Messenger RNA from Cetraspora pellucida, 711 nucleotides. The record is from the annotation of a GenBank genome assembly. NCBI's taxonomy places the organism in Eukaryota, Fungi, Glomeromycota, Glomeromycetes, Diversisporales, Gigasporaceae.